GCUGUUCCGAUAUAAAAGGAAACACUUUAAAAUUCAAAUUAUUUUUGAUCAAGUUGGCUAUGCUUUCGAUUGUCAUAAUAUUUCGUUCCGCCGGAAUAUUUAGUUCACUUGCGUUUCACUACUUGACUGAGAAACAAGCUCCAGAGCACAACCUAAUUCAGAAAUGAUGGAGAAUUCGGACGCGGAAGCAGAGUCAACUGGAAACGACGAGAUCUUGACGACAGGGGAUCCCGAGCAGCCAAUUGGAUCGGAGGAGGGUUCGCAGUCCUCAGAUUCCGAGGAAGAAUUCCAGCGCCUCGAGGAGCAUAUAAAGGCCAUGGAAAGGAGGAUUGCCCAGGACAGGGAAAAGAGAAGGAAUUUAUUCAUUCGCUUUAUGAAUUUAUUCCUCGAUAUACUAGAAGCGAUAUAGUAUUUGCGAUUUCUGUUAACCUAUUCCCAAACUAACAAUGUAUUAUCAAAUGGUAUAAGUGUUGACGCAUAAAUAUAUUAUGACCAUCCCUGAAAUGGAGCGUUAAUUAGAACAUUUUCUCUUUUG
This is a messenger RNA of Drosophila simulans, 535 nucleotides long. RefSeq lists its product as uncharacterized. Lineage: Eukaryota; Metazoa; Arthropoda; Insecta; Diptera; Drosophilidae. Bases 164 to 409 code for a protein of 81 amino acids. The transcript has a single exon. The record is from RefSeq and is a predicted model, not a curated record.